AUGGGGCAUGUAGUUGAACGUUCUAUUGGUAUUGAGCAUGUUACUAGUACUACAGCACGUUCGCUAAAGGCUGCGAUCGCAUAUCUAGAUUGUAGGGGCAAGGUUACGAUGAGGCUAAUAAUAUGCAAGUUAGCUCUCAUAUCUGUUGUCAAGAAGCAUAUUCAAACUGCAUCACUCUUUUGUGUGGUUGCUAGUGUGGUGAAUACUGUUGGCGCUUCACCUAAACGUUGCGCCAUUCUUCAAGAUAAGCGAGCUGUCAUAAUUGCCCAAGCAGUUAGAAAUGGAGAGAUUGCAAGUGGACGGGGACUAAAUCAACAAACUUCUCUAAAACGUCAUGGAGACACAAGUUGGGGCUCACACUAUGCUUACUUAUGUCCAGAUGAUUCAUUUAUUGCUUUUGAUAAGAGAAAUUUGAUCGAACUUGCUAAGUAUUAUCCGAAAGAUUUUUCUGUGGUCGAGCUUAUGGUCUUGGAGAAUCAACUUGAAACUUAUAUUAUUGAUAUGCGCUCGAGUGAAGAUUUUACAAGAUUGAAAGGUAUUAGUGCUCUUGCACAGAAAAUGGUAAAAAACCUACUUCUCAUUGUUGGCUUCACAACAGAGGAUGUGUACGGUAGAGGGCCAGAUGUGAAUACCACUAUGCGGUAG
This is a messenger RNA of Morus notabilis, 645 nucleotides long. RefSeq lists its product as uncharacterized. The record is from RefSeq and is a predicted model, not a curated record. The transcript is spliced from 4 exons. The coding region runs from base 1 to 645 and encodes 214 amino acids. NCBI's taxonomy places the organism in Eukaryota, Viridiplantae, Streptophyta, Magnoliopsida, Rosales, Moraceae.